AGAUUGUUUUAUCAUCGUUUCUGGGUUGUCAAUGGUACUCCAAGUGGUAUUUCUGGGAAAUUCUGCGAUUCUGUGAUUUCCUUAUCAUUACGCAAAAUAGUGCAAUAAUUACUAAGGAAUAUCUAUAUUACAAAAGGUACUUGCGUUUUAUCAAUCAUUUUUUAAAGAAAAAUCGGUACAAAAUGUCAUUGUACCCUACCCUUGAAGACAUGAAGGUGGAUCAUAUGAUGAAGGCUCAAUUCCAAGCAGAGUCGCAAUAUGAUGUUCCACCCAUAUCGAAUAAGGAACAUAUAGUUCCAUCUGCACCUAGCUAUAAUUCAAGUGCUGUAUUAUAUCCUCUGUUAGGAGAAUACAUGGGGAUGGAACUCAGCGAAGCAGUGAUAGCAGAAAACAUGCCUGAAUAUUCACUUGUGAAUCGUUCAAGUGUGACAGUUAGUGUACCUGUUCCAUCUGGACCAAUAGCAGGUAUGGUUGCACCAUUAUCUGGACAAUCUUUAGGAUUGCAGAGAUCGCAAGUUACAAAUGGUAUAAGAGAGUUAAUAUUAUGCAAAGAUAAAGAUGGUAAAAUUGGUUUGAGAGUACAAGCUGUCAGUAAUGGCAUCUUUGUAUGCCUUGUAAGUCAAAAUUCUCCGGCUGCACUUGCUGGUUUGCGAUUUGGGGAUCAAAUUUUAAGUAUCAAUGAUAUUUCCGUUGCUGGGUGCACGAUGGAUCAGGUUCAUAAAAUGCUGAGAAACACUGAUGUUAACGGCAUCAGAGUAGUUAUACGCGAUAGGCCAUUUGAGCGUACAGUAACCAUGCACAAAGAUAGCGCAGGGUAUAUCGGUUUUCAGUUUAAAAAUGGAAAGAUAAUUGCGUUGUUCAAAGAUUCUUCGGCCGCUCGAAAUGGACUCUUAACGGAUCAUCAACUGUUAGAAAUUAACGGAAAGAAUGUCAUCGGAUUAAAAGAUAAAGAAAUUACGGCGGAAAUUGAAAAUGGCGGAGACAUUGUCACCAUAACGAUUAUACCCUCGUACAUUUACGAACACAUGAUUAAAAAAAUGAAUACUAGUUUAUUAAAAACACUUAUGGAUCACUCUGUACCAGAUGUUUAAAACGAAGUAAGUGCAUUUAAAAUAUUCAUUCAAAUGAUUGUCGACUUUGGUUUUGUGUUUUAUUGAUCUGCAGAUCUGUAUGUGAUACCUUAUGCUUUUGUAUCAAUAGAACAGAUUAUGAACAUAAGUUUUAAAUUACAAGUAUGGUGAAACAUUUCAAUCUACCGUACUGGCCAAACAUUUAACAGAUGACUUCAUAACAAUCAGAUUAUUUUUUGUAACUAGAAAAUUUAUAAAAAUAGUUAUGUUAUCCAUCAGAUAAAAUACGUUUAUGUGGGGGAAUGUAUUGUUAGUUUGCAGAUAUAUGGAUGACCAAUGAAUAUUCAAUAUUUACAAACUAAAUUAAUCGCAAUAUCAAUAUUCUUUAUUAUCGCACUAAGUUCAAAAUAUUUCAGUUGUUUAAAGAUACGUUUAUAACGCUGUUAUCUUUUAGUGAAAUAUCUUCAUGAUUAUUUAUGAAGUCUUACAAUAGCAACUAUAUAUAAGUAAAAUGGGAACUUGUAGUUAAUGUUUAUUCUUGAAUAGAUAGUGCAACCAUCUAUGGUUAAAUGUUUUAAAAAUUUUUAUAAUGUUAAUACUUUUCUAUACAAUUUUAUCUUGUAAAUAUUUGUCUAAUUUCUUUAUCACUGUUAUUACAAUUUUUAUUUUAUUAGACUCAACUCCUGUGCAACCAAUGUUCUAGAUGAUAAUACUGUAAUUGAUAAAUGUUAUACUUCUUUCUGUUUAUUAA
Molecule: messenger RNA, 1821 nt
Organism: Colletes gigas
Lineage: Eukaryota; Metazoa; Arthropoda; Insecta; Hymenoptera; Colletidae
Product: syntenin-1-like
Exons: 8
Coding region: 183-1091 (302 amino acids)
Cellular component (GO): cytoplasm; plasma membrane
Molecular function (GO): protein binding
Source: RefSeq, a predicted model, not a curated record